UUUGGAGAAAGAAGGAAGGAAAUAGACAGAGAAGGAACCCGAGUGGAGCCGUGACUUUGCUUUUCCUCUUUUUGUCUCCCCGUUGACCUUGUGGGCUUCUUCAGGAGUUCGGAGGAGAAAGAGAGAAAAAAGCACGGGCGAGAAAAAGGGAGUAGACACCAUUCCUCUCGCUCGGACACCUUUUCCAAGGAGUUGUUACCCACCUUGCCACUCCGGAAGUUGGUAAUUAUGCCUGUCCUACCUACUCCGACCGUUCAUUUUCCCAUCACUCCGACUCCUUUUACAGAACCAACACCCGCAGCAUGGCUCGGAGCAAGGGGGGAUUCUUGGGUUACUCUUACUGUGAGCCGAUCUACAGGCAUCUGUGUGACAGUUAUCCCAUUGGGGGAUGGCGGGGAAAGUAGCGAUAUCGAACCAACAGAUACGGGAACGAUCGAGUCUGCUGAGACUUGCUGCGUCGGCACGCCGGCAGCAGCUACAACUACAACAGCGGUGGCGGCGGCAGCGGCAACGGAAGAUGUCCCUGUCGAAGAGCACUCGAGUGACAAUGGUGCUACCACCGCUCUUAUUAUAAUGGGUGUUAUUCUGGCGGUAUCCCUACUACUUUUCUUUCUGUGGUUCUUCUGUUGCAGGACCCCAAAGCCCCCGCCAAAGAAGAAAUGUCCUAAGCCGAAACGCUGUUCAACUACUGUUUGUUAUGGUCUACCUGGGCCUGAGGGCCCCCAAGGCCCAGUCGGUCCAAGUGGCCCCCCAGGGCAAAAUGGAAGCACAGGACCAAUAGGCCCCGUAGGCCCCAUAGGACCUAUGGGACCACAAGGAUUGGCAGGGCAGGACGGAAACGACGGAGCCCCAGGACCGCCUGGUCCCCCUGGUAAAUCCGGCGCCGACGGGAAAGCCGGUCCGCCCGGCCCACCCGGCCCAUCGGGUCCUCCUGGUCCUCCCGGACCUCCAGGACCACGUGGAUGUCCUGGACCACCGGGAUGUCGAGGCCCUCCUGGGUGCCCAGGACAGCAAGGAUGCUGUGGGCCACCAGGUCGCCCUGGUACUCCAGGAUCUGAUGGUAGAGACGGUAGGGACGGCCGAGAUGGCAGAGAUGGUCGCGAUGGAAGAGAUGGAAGGGACUGUUCGCCAGGAUGCAGGUCUCCCGGGCCUCCCGGACCUCCUGGCCCUGCUGGAGACAUGGGUCCUGCAGGACCCGAAGGACCGCCCGGUGUACCAGGGCCAAUAGGACCACCAGGGCAUGAUGGUCAUGAUGGGGGUCGUGGUCCUACUGGGCCUGUAGGACCUAUUGGCCCCGUCGGUCCUCCGGGACGCGGGCAGCCGGGUCCGCCGGGUCCUCCUGGUCGAGAUGGCCCUGACGGCCCACCCGGUCCUCCGGGAUGUUGCCAGCCUGGUCCUGUAGGCCCUCGAGGUCCACCAGGACCCCCAGGGAUCGGCUUACCCGGUCAAAUGGGCCCUAGAGGACCCCGUGGAUCACCGGGACCAGAAGGUCAAGUAGGUCCCGAAGGACCUGAAGGACCAGAAGGGCCGGAGGGACCACCGGGUGAACCAGGCCGACACGGAGGCCGCGGGCUACGCGGAUUUGAUGGCCAUCAAGGGCCUCCUGGUCCGCGUGGGCAGCGAGGACCUCAGGGACCCCCCGCGACCCUCACGAUCCAUCCAGCACACCACGCACAUCACGCACAUCAUCAGGGUUAUGAGAUGUACGGCUAUUACAACUGCUGUUCCCGCUGCAGGAACAAAUGCGGUGGUCGCUGCGCAGGUAAUUGUGGCAUGCGAAAUUCUUGCGGAGGACAUUGUGGAUGUGACUGUCGAUGCUGUCACUAAGAAACAAUAACUUUCACAUCUAAUAGGUUUCAUCAUCUACUCUUGAUUACACUAUUAUGUUAGUGCUUCUAGGUGGUGGUAUAUCUUUGCUAAUGGUGAAAUAAAUAAGCAGGCGUUGUGGCCUUCGUGCAGCAGCAACAUGGACUUAGGGUGGUCUACGUAUGACAUGUGUAUUUCUCUUACCUUCUCGUUUUAAUUAUGAAUACAUCAUAUGAAAGCCAGUG
This is a messenger RNA of Hypoxylon trugodes, 2051 nucleotides long. RefSeq lists its product as uncharacterized. The transcript has 7 exons. Bases 229 to 1827 code for a protein of 532 amino acids. The record is from RefSeq and is a predicted model, not a curated record. NCBI's taxonomy places the organism in Eukaryota, Fungi, Ascomycota, Sordariomycetes, Xylariales, Hypoxylaceae.